Leptomonas pyrrhocoris is the source of this 2353-nucleotide messenger RNA. RefSeq lists its product as hypothetical. The record is from RefSeq and is a predicted model, not a curated record. Gene Ontology annotation, molecular function: protein binding. The transcript has a single exon. Lineage: Eukaryota; Euglenozoa; Kinetoplastea; Trypanosomatida; Trypanosomatidae. The coding region runs from base 104 to 2353 and encodes 749 amino acids.
AGAUUUUCAGCUGCGUUGGAAGUGCUGAACGGUCGCCCCUCUGGUGCAGCCUCGCGCUCCUUCAAAAUUGCAGGGGAUCGAAGAAUCUAUCAUCAUCUCUCUGAUGCAGCGCCAGCUCGCCCGAUGCACCCCUCGCCGCCUCAACGGGAGGUGGGCGGCACGGAGCUCCAUCGUGUGCGUGGCUCCGUCACUCGCUCGCCAUUCUACACGAACAAUACAAAUAUCGCACUCGGCGGCGGCGGCGGUGGCACAGACGCAGCGACGAUGGGCGCAUACCCGUCCAAGUACAUUUUCCCCUGUCUCAUCUUCCUCCUCCCCGCCCGCACCUCCGGCGAGGACGACAUCAUCGUACGAGGCUCCUUCUUCUUCUGCCGGCACCGCCGCGACGACCACCACCACGCUUGGGAUCCUGCAGCGCUUCGUGCAGCAGCGCGACUACGACGGCUGUGCCGCCUACUACGAGCACCACUUCGAUCCGCCACGUCAGCACUUCAUCGACGACUUCUGCGGCGGCUUCGCUGCGGAUGCGCGGGAUGCACUCUUAACGCUGAUGCGCGUGUACACGAAUAUGGGCCGCAUCGAUAAAGUGCGCGGGGUGUUGAGCGUUGGGCUGCGUGACCUCGCCGCCGCGGAGGUGCAGCAUGCGACCCCCCUGCGUUACGCGUCGCUAAGCCAGCAGGACGAGGCGGCCAUGUGGGAGAAGGCAGGGGAGGUCGCCACGUCUCGCAGCGUUAGCGCCGCGCCGCCGCUGCGAGACGACUUACUAUUACCUACAACUGCCCCCUCCUCUGCGGAGAAGGCAGGCGCGGCGAGCGGCACGGCUGAGCCCGCCCUCUCGUGGCAUCGCGCGUCGCUGCUGAACGCAUCGCUCUUCAACGCCUACCUCGAGGCCCUCACCCGACGCAGCAAAUUCGCGGUCAACGAGGUCACGUUUCUGCUGGAGCAGAUGAAGACCGCCGGAGUCAGGCGAGAUGCGCUGACGUACCACUACCUCAUCGAACUGCACGUGCGCGCGGGGUACGACCCGAUUGGGUUGUGGGAGGAGAUGAAGGCGCAGGAGGAGCCGCCGGUGUUGCCGCUGCCGGCGACCGUGCAAACCCUCCUGCUGCGUGUUGUUCCCUCGAGCCCGGACCCGGCCUUCGUCGUGGACGUCACCAAGGCAGCCCUGCGCUUUGGCACCACUGUAAUGGACAAGCGGAUGCUGGCUGACAUGAUCGAGCAGUGGCUUUCGGGAACUGCACGAACAACCGCGCCCGCGUCGUCGUCCUCGUCCGUCGACCCUCAACGGAGCAGCAGCAGCAGCAGCAGUAGCAACAGGGCGUCGCGCUACCCCCCGGAGUACACUCUGUGGCUCAUGCUCGAGCUAGAGUUGCGGUGUGUCCUGGAGAAGGCGAGCUUUACACAGUACGUCCAGCGGCAGCACUUGACGGAGCUGCUGCUGCAGUGCGCGAAGUGCACCGAUGCGGCAACGGCAGAGCAGGUGCUGGCGCUCAUGGACCGCCACGCCCUCCCAAAAACAGCCGACGUGCUUGCGCUGGUGAUCUGGUGCUGGUCGCAGGCGCUCGAGGUUGAGAAGACGCUCGACUUGAUUGAGUGGAUGGCGUUAAAGGGGUACCUUGACCAGGUGGACUGCUUUCGGAAGGCCUACAUUGACACCUUGCGGUAUGCGAUGGAGCAGCACUACCUCAUGACCUUCGCAGAAGCGCUGAGCACGCCGGCUCUGGCAGAGCGCGCACUGACGCACCUGCACGCCCGUCGGCAACGCGGUGAGCUCGUCUCGGCGCACUCGCUUGAUUUAAUCGUGCUGAGCUUCGCGCGUUUAGGCGAGGAGCGGCGUGCGCUGCAGCUCGUCGCGACGUACGAGACCCGCUGGGGCGUGAGCCCGCGCACGAGCACCUUCAACGCCCUCCUCGUCGGCUGCUCGCGGCACCGCAGCACGAUGCUGCACCGCGUCGUGUACCGCACGAUGGUGAACAGCGGCGUCGCCGCUAACGUGUUCACCUUCCGCGUUUUAAUCCGACAAGCCGUCGUGACCGGCAACAUCGACGAAGCGAUUUUUUACCUGGAGGAGGUCACCCGUCACCCGGGGCUGAGGGUCGAGGUAGAGAUGAUCCUGCCCAUCCUUGAGCGGGCCGCCCGCGUCGGCGACGGGGAGACGGUGAAUCGAAUGAGUCAGUACUCGCUGAAGUGCGACAUUGGGAUUGACAAGGGAGUACUGCGCAGCGUGAUGCAGCAGCUGACGGAGGCGGGGCAAAGCGUUGAGGUGCUGAAGGGGCAGCUGCCGCUGCACGAGGCGCUGCGCUCGCGAUCGAAGACGGGUCGCCAGCGUGCGCGCAAUGAGGUGCUCCUGUGA